GUCAUAUGUCUGCUAGGGAUUUUUCGAAUAAUCGAGCGCUAAUUCAACGCGGAUCUUAAAAAUUCAUAGAGUUUCCUAUCUAGCUAAAGUGUAUAAGCAAAGGGGCAGCAGCAUAUGAUGUGAUUAUCUACCUUGAUAACAUCAUCCACACAUCUGAGUGCAACUGUGUACGUGGUGUGUCAAACACGUGUUAUUAAAAUUUAUAUAAAUUUUUGAAAAUAAUUUAUUUGAUUUUUGGCGAAGUAUACUUGAAGAAAUGGCAAAGCGAUCACAACCAGCUUGGCAUCUGCCAAAUAGGAAAGAUGCUACUGAGCUACGAUUGUACAACAGUUUGACCAGAGAAAAAGAAAUAUUUGUCCCACAAUUUGGAAAUCGUAUUCUGUGGUAUAGUUGCGGACCUACUGUUUAUGACGCAUCACAUAUGGGCCAUGCAAGAUCGUAUAUAUCUUUUGACAUUUUACGUCGUGUAUUGUCAGACUAUUUUGGAUAUGAUGUUUUAUAUGUAAUGAAUAUUACUGAUAUAGAUGAUAAGAUUAUAAAAAGGGCAAGGCAAAAUUACUUGUAUGAGAAAUAUCUAGAGGAAAAUCAUAGUCUGAACAGUGUAUUAGAUGAUACGAGAGAAGUAAUAUCUACUUUCGAAAAUACUGUAAAAACAACAACAGAUCCUGAUAAAAAGUGCAUGAUGGAGAAGAUGUUAUGUAAAAUAACAAAGGCUAUCGAAAAUCUGGAAAAAGCAGUUAUAGGAAAGAAUGAGAAAGAAAUUACUGAAUUGCAAAAAGAACUACUGAAAGAAGCUAAAGAUCCUUUAGCUGACUGGUUAGAUAAAAUAAAAGGCAAUACUAUCACAGAGCAUUCUAUAUUUAAUAAACUAUCUAAACAUUGGGAAUCAGAAUUUCAUAAAGAUAUGGAUGCUUUAAAUGUAUUAAAACCGAAUGUACUGACAAGAGUUAGCGAAUAUAUCCCUGAGAUAAUAACAUUUGUACAAAAAAUAAUAGAUAAUGGGCUUGCUUAUGAAAGUAAUGGAUCAGUUUACUUUGAUGUAGGCAAGUUUGAUAAACAGAAAAAGCAUUCUUAUGCUAAACUUGUACCAGAAGCAUACGGCGAUACCUCAAGUUUACAAGAAGGAGAGGGUGAUUUGAGCAUUACGGAAGAUAAACUCUCUGAAAAGAGAUCAGUGACAGACUUUGCACUUUGGAAAAGCUCAAAAGCAGGCGAACCAUGGUGGGACAGUCCUUGGGGCAAGGGACGACCUGGAUGGCAUAUCGAAUGCUCGGUCAUGGCUUCUGCGAUUUGUGGAGAGAGCUUAGAUAUUCAUACAGGCGGUGUAGAUCUUAAAUUUCCUCAUCACGAUAAUGAACUUGCACAAGCGGAAGCGUAUUUUGAUAAUUCACACUGGGUCAGAUAUUUUCUGCACUCUGGUCACUUGACUAUAGCUGGCUGCAAAAUGUCAAAAUCAUUAAAGAAUUUUGUAACUAUACAAGAGGCUUUAAAGAAGCAUUCGGCAAGACAACUUAGACUUGCGUUUCUUUUACAUUCGUGGAAGGAUACUUUAGAUUACAGCGAUAAUACUAUGAAUAUGGUCGUGCAAUAUGAAAAAUUUCUUAACGAAUUCUUUUUGAAUGUAAAAUGUAAAAUUAGAAGUUUGGGAACGAAAACUACUAUUAACAGUUUUACUAAAUGGUCUAAUUCUGAAAUAGAACUCAAAAAGUUUCAGCUUGCUAAGCAUUCUGUACAUAAAGCAUUAUGCGAUAAUGUCGAUACAAGAACUGCUCUCGAUGUAAUACGAGAACUUGUGGCAACUUGCAACAUAUACAUGAGUCAAAAUAAAAAUCCGAAUACGCUUCUUCUUAGAGAUAUUGGCGUAUAUAUUACAAAAUUAUUUAUUAUUUUUGGAGCUAUUUCUUCUUCGUAUGAUUCGAUCGGAUUUCCAAUUGAUGAUGAGACACUUGGUACAAAUGUUGAAGAGACUGUUAUGCCAUAUCUGGAAAUUUUGGCUAAUUUUCGACAUAAAGUUCGCGAUUGCGCGAAAACUUUGAAGGCAAACGAUAUUCUGCAAGAGUGCGAUAUACUGCGCGACGAUAUCUUACCAAACGUUGGAGUGCGGUUGGAAGACAGUAAUGAAGAGAUUUGUAAAGUAAAAUUAGUUAACAAAGAAGAGUUGUUGAAAGAGAAAGAAAUCAAGAAAAAGUUGGAACUUGAAAAGAACUUAGAGAAAGAAAAGAAAAAAGCAGAGGCUGCUGCUGCUGCCGCAGCGAAGGAAGCACAGAAAAAAAUAUCACCGACUGAUAUGUUUAGAUUGGAGAAAGAUAAAUAUUCUCAGUUUGAUGAUAAGGGAUUGCCAACGCACGAUGCCGAAGGUAAAGAACUUAGCAAAGGUUUGCUCAAGAAAUUGCAAAAGCUACAACAAACACAGCAAAAACGAUAUAACGAAUACUUAGCUUCAACACAGAAUGGUUGCUUGUAAGAUUUUGUAUGCAAGAAUCUGUCGAUUCAUUUAUGAAUUUGUAUCGUAUACAAGAUGUCUAUUUUAUGUCUCGACAACUAAAUCAUCACUUUACUAUUAUAAAAAUUAUAAUUAUUAUUUUACAUUAUCCUAAAUUAUUUACAAGUUUAUAUCAUUUAUUCAAAUGUAAUUUUUCAAAUGUGCAUGUGUGGCGUACGUGGGUGUGUGUUUGAUAUUGAAUAUUUAAAUAUUUGAAUGUGGAUAUUUGAUAUUUGAUAUCAAUUAAAUUGAUAUAACAUUUUUUGAGCUUUGUUCUAAAAGCUUUAUUAAUGAGUUUGAGUUAAGCAUAAUUUUCCAGUAUCUAUUUUCUUUACGAUAAAGUAUUUUUAAUUACUAAAUUACUUUCAAAUUUUUUUUAGUAAUUUAUUUUUUUUUGUAGUAUUUAUAUUAAAUAAUUACCGCACAAAAAUGUAGGACAUUUCAUAAAUAUUGUAAGUUAUUGUUACAAAAUAAGUUAACUUUAUUUAAGGAAUUAUAUAUUUUUAAUGCACUGUAAUAAAUAUAAACAUGCACAUAA
Molecule: messenger RNA, 3020 nt
Organism: Nylanderia fulva
Lineage: Eukaryota; Metazoa; Arthropoda; Insecta; Hymenoptera; Formicidae
Gene: CysRS
Product: cysteine--tRNA ligase, cytoplasmic
Biological process (GO): cysteinyl-tRNA aminoacylation
Cellular component (GO): cytoplasm
Molecular function (GO): ATP binding; cysteine-tRNA ligase activity
Source: RefSeq, a predicted model, not a curated record